Molecule: messenger RNA, 702 nt
Organism: Teleopsis dalmanni
Lineage: Eukaryota; Metazoa; Arthropoda; Insecta; Diptera; Diopsidae
Product: putative eggshell protein
Exons: 1
Coding region: 1-702 (233 amino acids)
Source: RefSeq, a predicted model, not a curated record
AUGCACCAUCAAUUGAGAUUGUUGUUGAUUGUAGCGCUGCUCAUAUCUUGCGUAGCUGGUAAGAAGAAGGAAGAGUCGUCGGAAGGCGAGAAGGAGAGUGGUGAAAAGUACGGUGAAGAAGAUUAUAAGGAGAAAGAGCACAAAGGUGAUAAGGGACACAAAAAGCACUCAGAAUGGGAGUUGGAUGAAAAGAAGCAUCAUGAAGAGGAAGAUCAUAAACAUUACUAUGAUGAUCAUGGAGAUGACAAGAAACAUGACUAUAAUGAGAAGGAUGAACAUGGAGAACAUAAAGAACAUGGUGAACACAAAAAAGGUGGAAAGCAUCAUCAUAAGAAAAAUCAUAAAAAAGGUCAUAAGGAAAUGGAGUAUCAUAAGAAAUUCAAUAAGGAUGAAUAUUAUAAAGAGAAAAAAUUCUACGAUGACGAAGAUAAAGGUGGACAUCAUAAAAAGUAUGGCAAGGAGCACAAACACCAUGCAAAUGAAGAAGGUGAAAAGAAGCAUGGAGAAAAUUAUGAGGCUGGAAAGAAAAAAUCAGAAAAGAAACAUAAAGGGCACUAUAAGAAAGGACAUCAUGAUGAAGACCAUAAAAAAUUCAAAAAGGAGUAUAAACAUGGCGACCAUCACGAAGAACAUGAGAGCUAUGGUAAAAAGGGCAAAAAAUCCGGCGGUAGCAAGCAUGGACAUAAAAAAGGUGAUCAUUGA